GAGGAACUGAAGCUUCGCCAGGAGGGGACGAGCAAGAAGCCACUGGAUGAGAACAGUGCAACACACCUGCUUCGACAUGCACUGGGCGGCUCCGGUAGCAUUGCAACACAGUACCUGCGACUCAUCGAACUGCUUCAGCUGCCCCCUCAUGUAGCAAGGAGAUACCGCGAUGAUAUCACAAUCAUUGUCGUGCAUUUUGACCAGAAGUACCUCGAAGCUUUUCAGGAAGCUGCUGGACCUUCACAGGCUUGA
This is a messenger RNA of Gongylonema pulchrum, 252 nucleotides long. Lineage: Eukaryota; Metazoa; Nematoda; Chromadorea; Rhabditida; Gongylonematidae. The record is from the annotation of a GenBank genome assembly.